CUUUUCUUUCCUUGUUUGCAUUAUGACCACAUGGUUGCUCACAUCCAUAUAUUUAGUUGAGCCCGUGCAGGUAACAACUAAGUUGAGUAGUGCUUGUUAAAGGAUGAGCCAGUGACGUCAGUAAAGACCAAACAGGUUCUCCAUCAACACUUGUCAUCUUCACACUUUUCAAGGUAAGUCAUCAAUUUGCGUUUGGUGGUGUUAUGCUCUAAAAGGCCAAUGGUCGGUUUGCCCCCCCUGUGGUGCUCAACGGGGCCCCCUUGCAGAUGACCCCGCUGGCGGCCACGGUGUUGGUGCUGAGCGGCGUGUGUGCGGUACCUCUUCACGGCCAGGUGGACCCUCGGCAGGUGGACCCCCUGACGGUGCCCCGCGCAGACCCGCAGUGCUGGGACUCGGCGUCGGCUCGCCUCCUGGAUAUGCGCUCGCCCAGGGUGGCCGACACGGUGGACGCCUUCUGGGAUCUGAUGGAGGUGCUGCGGGUGUCGGACAACGGCAAGCACAAGACCCUCUUCUGGGACCUGGCGCGGGUCUUCUGGGAAAUCUACCUGGACUGCGUCAUGUCCAGGAGCCACGGCCUCGGACGGAGACACGUCACCAGCGUGCGCUCCCUCAGCACGGACAAGUUGUUCAAGUUCAACAGCUCAGGCGCAAACUGCAGUUUGCGGCUCAGUUUCCGGGUGAGACGCAAAGAUCACAUCAAAACCAUGAAGAGCAAAGCUACUUGAA
Hippocampus zosterae (dwarf seahorse) is the source of this 726-nucleotide messenger RNA. RefSeq names its product protein FAM237A-like. The coding region runs from base 267 to 725 and encodes 152 amino acids. Lineage: Eukaryota; Metazoa; Chordata; Actinopteri; Syngnathiformes; Syngnathidae. The record is from RefSeq and is a predicted model, not a curated record. The transcript has 2 exons.